AAGCAAGAGUAAUGAAAUAGGCAGAGGGCGAUUUUCCGCAGCGUGUUGGUCCGACCCCAAGGGCUAGCGCAGAGACGGCGCAGCGAAAAACUUUCAGCCAUGGAUAUUUCAAUGCACCUCAUUUUCUUUUGAUGCCGUUCUCUUUGCUAUGGACCGUAUCACUUUGUCGCAGUUCAUAUAAGUGAUUUGUAGGCUUGCCCCGAGAAAAUGUCACAUUUGCAGAUUCCAUUACUCAACAGCAUCUAUUUUUCCUAAACUUCAGUCCGGCUACAGAAGAGUGGGUGAACUUCUGUUGUUUUUUCGGCACCAAGCCUACAACACGAAGGGAGUUUGUGGCCAGAGGUGCUGCAGCUGGAGCCACCCUGCACUGCUGGAGCUUCCAGGAAUGACGGGGCCAACCCAUCGCAGCCGGCCCCCUCGCAGCACCUGACCUGACUCACCUGACCCAUCAUGGAGCUCAAGGUCUGGGUCGAUGGGGUCCAGAGGGUUGUUUGUGGGGUCACAGAGGCAACCACCUGCCAGGAAGUGGUCAUUGCUCUUGCUCAAGCCAUAGGCCGAACUGGGCGCUAUACACUGGUGGAGAAAUGGCGGGACACAGAGCGCCACCUGGCCCCCCACGAGAGCCCAGUGGCAUCCCUCAACACCUGGGGCCAGUAUGCCGGUGACGUCCAGCUGAUCCUGCACCGCACGGGCCCCUCCCUGACCGAACGGCCCCCCUCCGAGGGUCCCUUGCUCCGGGGUCCGGAACGCGGCCCACACCGGCAGAGCCUCCCCCCGCUCGCCAAGCUCCGCCAUCCCAGUGAGCACGCCCUCCAUCGCCGCGAGCCGCGCCGCAAGUCCCUCACCUUCACCGGCGGGCCCCGGGGCCUCCGGGACAUCCUGAGUGGAGGUCGGGUGGGGGAGGUGAGAGAGUUCGAGGCCAAACGACGUCUCCUAUUCCAGGGGAAUGGUGGUAACCAGAACCACCACCACCAUGCAGCAGCGGCAGCCACAGCGGUAGCCCCAGGAGGAGCAGUGUCCCCCGGCAUGUGGGCCUGCCGCAUGGAGGACCUGGUCAGACUGGUGGGGCUCCAGAGAGAGACUCUGGCCGUGCUGGAGAAGAGGCUAGAGGCCUACGAGGCUGAACUGCAGACCUGGGGGGGACGAAGGGGAGAGGAGGCUAGAGGAGCAGGGGGGCUGAUGGAGGAGAUAGUGAGGCUGGAGAGACGACUGAGGAAGAAUGAGGUGGAGAUGGAGGAAGAGGAUUUCUGGGCCAGCGAGCUGCAGAUUGAGCUGGAGAGUGAGAGGCAGCUGGAGGACAGGCUUGAGGAGCUGAGAGGGCGUCUUCAGUGUGCUCAGGUCGAGCUGGGGGACAGGAUGGCUCUGGUACAGGGUGUAGAGGCCGGUCUGGAGGAGGAGCGUCUGCAGAGGGAGAGACAGGAGACUCAAAGGGUGAGCGAGGUGGAGGCCAAGGCGCAGGUACUCAGAGCCCGCACGGAGCUCAAGGCCCAGGACAGACAGUCUGUCCAGCUGGAGAGCAGCUGCAGAGCCGUGGACAGGUCCCUCGGCCUGAGUGGCAAGAGACUGCAGGACAUGCAGCAUGAGCUGGAGCAGCUGACCAAGGAGCUGAGACAGGUCAACCUGCAGCAGUUUAUCCAGCAGACUGGCACCAAGGUCACCGUGCUGCCAGCCGAGCCCAGUGAGGAAGAGGAGGAGAGUACUCACACCGGACAGGGCACAGACUUGGUUCCUCUGUCUGGUUCCCUGAAGCGUCCCGUCUCCUUUCACCCGAUGCCUGGUCACCUUCGGGUCCUGCACAGUCCGCUGACAUCUGGCCUAAACCCAGAAGGGAUCUACGUGUAAGAGAAAAGAGGGCACACUUGGGGUGGCUUUGUUCCUCUGCUAGAUGGACACCUGAAAACACCCUAAAGGCAACCUGGUUCCACUAAGACCUGAUCCCAGAUCUGUGUGUGCUUUAGCCAACUCCUCAACACCCAGUCACUCCUAGUCAAAUAAGUUGGCUAAAUACAGAUCUAGGAUCAGUGCUAAAGGAUUCCCUGUGAUGUGACAUCCAAGUACAGGUUACCUCAGUAGCACUCUCCGGUCCAUUCUCUGUUCUGUUACCUACAUAUCAUGGAGAACAGGAACACUUAAAGAGAUCAUAUUGUUAUAGGUUGUUGUGUACAAGCACUCCAAGUCUCCGACAAGGGCCAACAUAUGACGAUGAUAGCUCCAUUGAUGAAGGAAAAACUAUUGGUAACAUAUCUGACUGCAGGGUGCUUGAAUGGACAGACAGAGAUAGUUGAAAUAGACAAUAUAGCAACAGACAUGAGCACCGUGUGUCAUAGCCCGAAUGGUUUUCUGUCUAUUUAAACCUUGGAACUAAAAGUGAUGCGUCAUUAUCAUCAUCAGCGUCAUCAUAGUUUUCAUCCCUUGAAGGUGUAUGCAAUUACUUUAUUUUCAUUUUAAUAAAUAAAGACAUUUUUAAACGUUCAUAUUUUAUCCAUUAUAUCAACAUACCGUAAAGUGGUUUGAUACUAUUUUUUAUGAAUGUUUGCAUUUUGGAAAAUAUCGCUCCAAACUGAAAAACUUGCUGUUGAAAUCUGUGAACUACACACUGCCAGUCCAAAGUUUGGACACACCUACUCAUUCAAGGGCUUUUCUUUAUUUUGACUAUUUUCUACAUUAUAAAAUAAUAGUGAAGCUAUGAAAUAACACACAUGGAAUCAUGUAGUAACCAAAA
Messenger RNA from Oncorhynchus gorbuscha (pink salmon), 2722 nucleotides. RefSeq names its product ras association domain-containing protein 8 (gene rassf8a). Bases 451 to 1842 code for a protein of 463 amino acids. Gene Ontology annotation, biological process: signal transduction. The transcript has 6 exons. Lineage: Eukaryota; Metazoa; Chordata; Actinopteri; Salmoniformes; Salmonidae. The record is from RefSeq and is a predicted model, not a curated record.